This is a messenger RNA of Stegodyphus dumicola, 3435 nucleotides long. Its product is annotated as protein APCDD1-like. The record is from RefSeq and is a predicted model, not a curated record. Gene Ontology annotation, biological process: negative regulation of Wnt signaling pathway. Gene Ontology annotation, cellular component: plasma membrane. Lineage: Eukaryota; Metazoa; Arthropoda; Arachnida; Araneae; Eresidae. Gene Ontology annotation, molecular function: Wnt-protein binding.
AUGAAUCAACUAACCUUGAAUUUCUCCCACAGGUGUGAGAUUCAACCAGGACCUCGUUUUCAAGUACGGCGUUACCACAUAUUCCGAAAUGGGCACUUCCAUUUAGUUCGGUACUAUUACUUGGACCCGUGGUGCACCAAGCCUGAUUAUUCCAUCUCUGCUGUUGGCUAUUUCGUACCCCCACCAGAAAAAGCAACUUCUUCGGCAGAUUCUUGGGUGGUACCAGGAGGAAUGGAACUGGACUACAUUUUACGGAAAGUGAUCGUUGUUCCUUUUACUGUCCAGGCAGCCGACAGACUUUCCAGAAAGGUAAACAGUUCUUGUCCAGGAGCUGUCCUAUCAUCAUGGAAGCCUUAUAAGAAGUACAAAGUCCUUGCUUAUGAAGAACGGACUGUCAGAAGGAAGAAAAAGUACCAUUUGGAUCUUGGAUUUUCUGAAGAUAUGGAUUGUAUGGAUUCCUUGAAUUUGAACUUCAAUGAAUUGCAGUUGAUGAGACUGGAAUAUCGUCCUCCUUUGCCUUUUGACAUUGGACCAGCUCAAGAAUAUCUCCAAAAGUUUCAUUCACAGCUAUUACUUGGAGCUGAAGGACCACAAGCUGGGAACAGACCAACUUACUAUCAAGUUCCACUCUUAGCAUCGCAGACGGAUUCCUGUUCAUUCUGUCGUGUUCUCUCUAAAUCAAGUGCAAUGUCACCACCUCAAUUACCAACUUCACAACGCUUAUAUUUGCCACAUGCAGACCUUAAUGGCCACUGGAUGAGCUUACGCUGCGAAGUCCACCCUUAUGGUCUCUUUCUGAUUCGAAUUUUUAUUUUCAACAGCAAGGACAGCAGCUGGCAGUUCAGACACCUGUACUAUAGGGAUGCAAAGUGCCUGAAUCCCAUGUUCAUUCUCAGUGCCAAAGGUUCAUACAAAGUGGGAAAACCUUCAGACACAAUACCAGAUGCAGUUGAGUAUGAAUUUCAUGUCUCAGAAUCGUUUUUAACCCCGGAAGAUAAGCAGUUCGUGAACAACCUGAUUGGACUCCAUUCAUGUGGGUCAAGUUCUAAUUGGAAGGUCAACCAGAUGGUUAAUAUAACAGCUUUCGGCGGCUGCAAGGAGCUGGGUAUAACUGUUCCAUCGACAGAAAAAGAUCUGGUGAGAUUCGAGGGGCGAGAACCUGAUUUGACCUUCUUGUACCUUGGUGAGGCGUCUGAGGACCAUCAGCGACCAACAAGUUUCCAGCCAGCUCUGAUGCGUUGCACUUCUCUGAACGUAGCAUAUGACGAUGACUUUUUAUUGAAUUAUAACCACCUUCGCCCAUUACCGCUGGUGUCAGGAUCUUCAGAUUUGCAAGGAAUUUUUUAUCAUAUCAUAGGACUUAUUAUUAGUUAUGAUUUACUACUGAGGUUCAGAGAUAGUUUUGUCUUUUAAAUGCAUCCUGCUAUAGGCUCAAUUUUAUUGUAAUUUAUAAAUACUUUUUUUAUUCGUGCCAUGGUAAAAUGGAAAUCGUCAAAAUUGUAAAUAUGUUAGUGUUUAAGGUCUGACUAUUACACCAAUUAGCUUGUACAAGGGAAGCCAUGGUGGUCUGACGAUUUCGAGAUUCAGCAGACACCAUGAAAUGUAACUUAAGUAUUUAUUUAAUCUUACGAAACAACAGAAAUCUUCUCUUGUGCUUCAUAUUUUGCACACCAUAUUUCUAAAUAUUUCUCACGAAAGCUGGUUUUCUUUAGUAGUAUAUGUUGGAAUGCAGAAUAUUUACUGACAAUGCAGAUGUUCAGAAAGGUGAGGGAAUAUCGCAUACUGCUAGAGAAGCCAGACUGAUCCCCAGCAAAUUUUUCCCUAUCCUGUGACUUCUAAAGGAGGAGAUGUUUCAUAGACGUCACGUUCUCCAGACUUUCUUGUAUACAGUUACUUUCUAUUCGGUUAAGUAAAGUCUUAAGAGCACGUUAAUAAACCAUGGCACAUAAGCGAAUUCAGGGAAUUUCAGCUACGCCAAUUAGCAUGGUCCAAAGUUUGUCACAAAUCGUGGAGAACAUUUGAAAAACAUGUUUUCAAAACAUAAAAGACUGAAAACAGCAAUGGCAUUUAUAAUAAAUGGCACUGUGUACCUUGUUGCUAACCUUUUUUUAAGAAUGCAGAACUGUUUUAAACUACAAAUGCAUUUAAUGAUUGGGAACACACUAGAUGGUAAACUACUGAAUAUGAGUAAUUUAUUGCUUUUUAUUUAUGUUUGGAAACCUACCAUACUGCUCACUGAUGUAAGUUAAAUUGCAAAUAUCGUCUUCAAAAAAUGUGACGAGAGAAUUCUUCGAAGGAACACAUUGGACUGAGUUCAACACUUCAGAGUAGUUAGAUCGUAAGACUUUCGAUAUGUCUGCUUUCUUUAACUGAACAUUCCUACAUAAAAUUCAAUCGUAAUCAUGCUGUUCUCGCACCAGUUAUUCGGACUACUUCCAAAUGACAUGCUCACCGCCUCAUCAGACUACACUGGAAUAUAAUAUAUACGUGCUGAAUUACUGUACUUUUACUGUAAAUAAUAUUUAGUCAGAGACAGAAGAGAAUCAUGGAAUCUGGAGUUUGGAAAUAGAAACAAUUCAUCAUUAGAUUAUUAUUUUAAGGAAACAGCUGUAUGCAUUUCGUGAGAAUCUAACAUAGAUCUCUCUUAUUCGAUUUCCUAAAAGUCUUGUGACAAGAAAAGGGCUAAGAAAUACAGAACUUCCAAGCCAGAGCUGCUUUGGAUUAAAAUGAGAAAUGGUGUUUAGGCAGAAAGCCCUCGGGCUUUAAAUACACGAUUCAAUACAUUUUCCUCCUGAAGGAGAAAAUCUUUUCUGUAUCCCUUUUGAAGAAAAAUAUCAAUUAAACAGUUGCAAUAAAAAUAACGAUGAAGUAAGCAUCGAAGAUAGGGUACUAAGAUAUAUAACAUAUAACACUAGAAACAUCUUUUGCUUAUAUUCAUAGCAAUUUUCAGUUGCGGUGAGUCAACUCCCGAUUGUGGAUUAAUCACGACAAGUAAAAAAAAAAAAAAACUGUUGUUGAAUGAUAAAAUUAUUUUUACAGAUCAUCAGCGCAAAAUUAAAGAGUCUACGGAAAAUAAAAGCUCCUUAAUCCCUUUUUAUAACUAAAGUCUCUUCAUUUCUGAAUUUACUUCUCCAUUAUUCAAAGAAUGUUCUUUUUGUUUUAAAUACUGACUCAAUUUACGCAACCAAAUGAUUUUAUUCUCCUAAACUGCUUGGAAUACAAGUACAUUUUUCAUAGUACAUUCCUGUUAAUUAUAAUAUGGAUUAUUUCUCUUUCCUGCUUUUCUUUCUUUUAACUGCUCUUAGAUUAACAGGUCAUUUAUGGUAUUAAUAGUCAUCCCUGGUAUUAUUUCGGUAAAUCGGGAGUUUACUAUCUUAUAAACUUCAGUAAAUUGUAUCAAUAUUAAAUAUAUCAUUAAAAAUAAAUUAUUAAGAA